AUGACGGGUGACCGGAGAUGGGUUUCUCGAACGAUUUUCUAUGAUUUCGUGAUUAUCGGUGAUUGUUUUGGGGAAAUGGUGGUCGGGGUUGGGGUCGCCAUCGCUGACCGGAUACAGGUGAACAACGGUGACAGUGGUCUGAGAGACUGGAAGCUUCUGGGAGAAGCUUUCUCACAUGGAAAGGUUGAAUCAAUCAAACAAAAGGGGUCUGAGGGGAAAAUUCCAACUCCACCACCCUUGUUGCAGUGGUACGAUGCUUCAUUGAACAACUUAGUUGGAGAAAUCCCUACCUCAAUAUGCAAUUUGAGUUCCCUCAAUGUUCUCGAUUUUAUGGGGAAUAAUUUGCAUGGAACAAUUCCGGAGUGCAUUGGAAACUUGAGUUCUUCUCUGUCACACUUUGAUCUGCAGGAUAAUAAUAUUCAUGGUAAAAUACCCGGAAAUUUUGUUAAACGUUGCAAGUUGCAAAGUUUUCGGAUCAGCAACAACCACGUAGAAGGGCCAUUGCCCCGAUCUUUGGGUGAUUGCAAAGAUUUGUACCUUCUUGACGUUGGGAAAAACAAGUUGAAUGACACUUUCCCAAUUUGGUUAGGAAAUUUGGAUCAAUUACAAGUUCUCAUCUUGAGAUCGAAUAGAUUUUAUGGACAAGUGAAAAGCUCAGAUGUUGCAGUUUCCUUCCCUGGUUUGCACGUCAUUGAUAUCUCUCAUAAUAACUUCAAUGGCUACUUACCUACCAAACUUUUUGAAAGUUUGCAUGCCAUCAAAGAAAGGAAUGGAAAGAAAGUUAAACCAGAGUACAUGAAAGAUGAAUUGGCUGGUGGAAAAGUGUAUUAUGUGCAAGGUUUAUCUUUUACAAUGAAAGGGUUCGAAGUAGAGUUUAAAGCACUAUUGACCAGCUGGAUGGUAAUUGACUUUUCCAACAAUCAAUUCUUGGGAGAAAUUCCUAAAACAAUUGGUGAGCUUCAUUCUCUUAUUGUCCUGAACCUCUCUCACAAUUGUUUGAAGGGUUCUAUCCCACUAUCAUUUGGUGAUUUGUCAGAACUUGAAUCAUUAGAUCUCUCAUCAAACAAGCUCCGGGGGAAGAUUCCAAUGGAGUCAAGUAAUCUUGGAUUCUUGGAGGUGUUAAACCUUUCUCAUAAUAGUCUCGUGGGACCUAUUCCUCAAGGUAAACAAUUUGAUACUUUUACCAAUGAUUCCUACAUAGGAAACUUGAACUUAUGCGGGUUGCCAUUAUCAAAAAGUUGUGACAAUGAUGAGGGAACUCCAGCUAAAUUUGAUAGAGACAAUGAUGAUGAUGAUGGAUUGAAUUGGAAAUUUUCUAUACUGAUGGGGUAUGGAUGUGGCUUGGUGUUGGGAAUGAGCAUGGGAUACAUUGCAUUCACAACAGGUAAACCAUGGUGGUUCAUUAAGAUCUACUUGAGAGUUCAGCAAAGAUUUACAAAAUGGUAUAGAAAUAAACUCUUUCGCUGAUUCCUUUGCCAAAAAUAAGAGGCCUUGGACAGAGUAUAAAACUUCAUUUCUCGGUGGUAGGUAUUGUUAUCUAU
Molecule: messenger RNA, 1541 nt
Organism: Hibiscus syriacus
Lineage: Eukaryota; Viridiplantae; Streptophyta; Magnoliopsida; Malvales; Malvaceae
Product: receptor-like protein 9DC3
Exons: 2
Coding region: 1-1467 (488 amino acids)
Molecular function (GO): protein binding
Source: RefSeq, a predicted model, not a curated record